This is a messenger RNA of Daldinia loculata, 2132 nucleotides long. RefSeq names its product MFS general substrate transporter. Gene Ontology annotation, biological process: transmembrane transport. The coding region runs from base 559 to 2046 and encodes 495 amino acids. Gene Ontology annotation, molecular function: transmembrane transporter activity. The record is from RefSeq and is a predicted model, not a curated record. The transcript has 9 exons. NCBI's taxonomy places the organism in Eukaryota, Fungi, Ascomycota, Sordariomycetes, Xylariales, Hypoxylaceae.
GAGUCGUAUGCGUCGGCAUUGAUUCCCUAAAACUUCAAAACGGCACAGUCUAAGGCGGGGCCAGAAAACCAAGCUCUAGGGUCUUUACAUGCUCCCAUAACUUCGGGACUGCUAUCGUUUCCUAAAUCGGUCUAAUGCUGCCGAGUUGACUAUGUACUUUGGCGCUCGCCGCGGUCAAGUAGAGGUGAACCGGAUAAGACAGCUUGGUCUUCGAACAUACUAUUCACGUGGGCUCUCAUGCCCAAACCAUAACGUAAAGGCUUUCUCAGAGUUUCGCGGGGCCCCAAGAUAUCUUUACCCUAGUCUGCAGAAGGACUACCCGAGGAAAGAAUCCACAGAUUAUCUAAACCGCCGCCAUGAUAAGCAGAGGAAAGCUGAUGCUCGGUAUCAGACUUCGCGAUAUGGCUGGGGUAUAUACAUAUAUAUCUACCUUGUAUAUAUAUCUAGUGAAAGGUCGUGAGCAUGUCUACUAAGAACCUCCAUUUCACUUCAGUAUUCAGUAUACCAGACUUGUUAUACUCGUACGAAUAGUAAUAACAGUCGAGACAGCGUCAAGUCAUGUCUAAAUUCGAUGCUGCACCUCCCAAUACCCACGCCGGUGGGGACGAUGAUGCACUUCGAGGACAGGGUUCACUCCCGAUGAACCCGACGAACGAUGCUGACGAGAGGGUCGAUAUGGACGCCUACAGGAAAGCAGUUCCGUUAUGGAAGCGAAUCCAUCAGCACAGCUUGACACAGAUGCUUCUGCUCAGCGUGCAAGCGUUCUGCGGUCCAGCAAUGGCAGACGCCAUCGCGGGUCUCGGUGGCGGUGGUCUAGCAACUCCCCAGACGUCUAACGUAGCCACGGCGAUUAACUAUGCAAUGCUCGCUACCGUCUGUAUGUUUGGCGGUCCCAUCGUCAAUAAGCUCGGAACAAAGUGGGCGUUGGUUAUUGGCGCCAUGUCAUUUCCUAUCCGCGGAUCAUCGUAUUACUGCAACAGCAAGUUCGGGAAUCAAUGGUACCUAAUUUUCGGCGGCUUCUUUACCGGCAUUGGCAGCGGUUGCUGGUACGUCGCAGAGUCGGGAUCCAUCAUGUCACUGGCACCAUCCGGUGCUCGUGGUAAAUACCUAGCAUUGUGGAUUGUCGCCAGAAACCUCGGACAGCUAGUCGGAGGUGCUAUAAACUUGUCCAAGAACCACGUGAAAGGAACAGUUGGCGGAGUUACUCCUGACACUUAUAUCGCUUUCUUAAUCAUUGAAAGUCUAGCGCUGCCGUUCGCGUUCUUAAUCUCGCCUCUCGAGAGGGUCGUGCGGUCCGACGGCACGCGCAUUCUAGUCUCGGAGAAGCUCACGUUCAAGCAAGAAUCUAAGCUCAUCAAGUUCACUAUGACCUCGAAGCUUAUCCUACUUUCAUCUUUAUGGGCAGUCUGGUCGUUCUUCUACAGUGGUACAUGGUCUACUUAUCUUGGUACCUAUUUUUCCGUCCGCUCUCGCGCUUUAUCUUCACUCGUCUCUCCGUUCUUCUGCAUCGUCGGAUGCUUCGGUCUUGGCUUUAUCCUCGACAUGAAGUCUCUCAGCCAACGUCGUAGGGCGCAAGUAGGCCUAUUUACCGUCGUUAUCCUCAACCUAGGCGUGUACAUCUGGUCUAUUGUCAUGCAAGCCAGAUUUAACACUACAAACCCCGGUAAGAUCGACUGGGAUGAGUCGAUCUACGCCUCAUCUUUCUUACCAUACUUCUUCGUCCAAACCACGGGUCCACUGUCGCAGUCGUAUAUGUAUUGGCUCCUAUCAUCAUUUGCGACAGAUGCUCAAUCCAAUGUUCGUAACGGCGCAGCUUUCCGGUGUUUAGAAGCUGUCGGCCAAGCUAUUUCGUACGGCAUGAAUACGCAAAUCGAAGCCAACCCCCUGAUCGGAUUCUGUGUGACCUUCGCUCUUAUGGCAGCUGCUGUAGGUCCAAUGCUAGUUCUAGUCAAUGCUACGCCAGAUCGCAUUCCGGCCGACGUGAUACUCGAAACACAAGAGGCGCAGAAGGAGGAAAAGCUCCAAGGGCUUAAGACCGAGGCAUAGGGCGCUUAAGUACGGGGCAACUAUAGAAGCUGAUUAUUAGCGGAAUGUAACGUCUACGACUUAUAUAGUAUAAGAAGAGAGUAUAA